AUGUCCUUUACAGAUGCCCAACUUCCCUCUGUCGCUCCAACAGGGCACGUCAGCAUAGGCGAUGCCGAAACUCCCGCUUUCAAUGCUUGCGAGCGUUGUGGCCACAGACCUGCCAUUCCUCUUCGUCAACAUGACAGUGAUAUCACUUUGCUCAGAGGCCCUCGACAGCCUACCAAAGAGUCCAGUGAUUUAGGAAAAGAAACACUAUCCCCGUCCCCACCAUCUCAGCUUGGUGGGAGUGAGAAAAGCGCCCAUACAAGAGCAGAUGACGACGCAGAUUCAGAAAGGAAGAUGCCCUCCCCAGAAUGGAUCCAAGAAGUCAAAAUCACAAGGGUUGCUCCUGAGGAAUGGCGACAAGUCAAGAAAGAGGGCAAGAUCGACCCUCGCCAGAGCGUCCUCCUUGUCUCUUCAAAAGCAUGUGUCGAGACUAAUCUUCGAAGAAAACGACCAAUUGCCGUGAAAGCGAGCGCAGCCAAAAAGACAACAGUGGAUUCAGUUGCCAAUGAAUCUAAGCAAUUGGAUGUACCGUACAGACUUGCUCUCAACUCCCCCUUCCUCCUGGAUGCCAUCGGGCAGUGCAUUGGGGUAAACCUCGCCGAGGCUCAAAAUGUUCUUGUCCGUCCAUUCAAGUAUCUGGUUUGGAAUGACAACGCAGUCGCCAGAAGAGAUGACGAGCAAUCAGAUACGGCAACAGAGGUCGUAAAGGCUACAAUCGAUCGCGCCAAACGACAAAGAGAUGAGUUUCGUUGUCUGUUAGAGUUCAUGGAUAGGGAUAUGGCGGAAAUCUUCGAAAUCAAGCGUCAGAUAUCCAACAAGACCCUGAAGGCAGUCGCCUUUGAGCAUCUAUGGCAGCUGUUUAGACCAGGCAGUGUUGCAUAUCGCUCUGUCACUGAAGACGGCAAGAUCCGAUACCAGGCCGUUCGAAUCCUUCACGUCACCGGCGGCAGAGUAUGUUUUGACUCUGGCAAGAAAUGCUCCUUCGAUCCCGUUCGCGAUCGGAAUUGGGAACCCGAGUCCGAGACCGAAGAAACGUGUCGCGAAAUCAUCAAGUCAUCUGAUCUUGAGACUACUAGUUUCCUCAUUGAUUGCUUCUAUAUAGACUUCGACGGUUUUCGGCUGGGCCCAAGACCGAAGAGGUUUGUUAUUCAGCGAUACAAGGGCACGCGCCCCAUUCAUUCACUGCCACUCUACCCUAGUCUUCUCCAUCCGGAGGAUCAUAAAAUUCAAGAAAUGCUCCUUACGAGAGGAGAACAGUUCAUUAAGCUCGCGCCGGGAGCCCACAGGAGGUACGAUGGACGUACUAUUCGAGAAUCGAAUCUAACUGCGCUACCAUUUAACAAUUUUGUGAUAAAUGAAGCGGAGGUGCAUGGUGAAGUGAUGGUCGACCAGAGGUCCGGGGUCGAACACUUCAAGAGCAGCAUGUUUAAGUGGAACCUGAAACUCGGUGGUGGCAUUCUCUUCGACCCUACCCAGUCUGACUCCCGAGAGACCUUCGAUCCAUUGCCAAAGAAGCAAGACGACAACUGGGUCACCGACGUCGUCGACGACUCGCAGUUUGAGGCAGACUGCCGGACCGACUUCCUGCAAUCUACUGAUCUGCUUUCCUUUCAAUCCCUUGGAGGACAUGUCUUUUCUGACGAGCGUCUCAAAUUGCUUCCGCAACGUCUGUAUGGGUAUUCCUUUGUCGACCACAAGUGGCUUGCACUGGAUAUAGAUUGUCUCUGUGACAUACCGCCCCGAUUUCUCACCCCAAACUUCGAGGACUUGGUGUUACCGAAUGGCCAUGGAAAACUUCUUCGGGCCUUGAUCAAGAACCAUAUCCGAUCACCCGAGCAGAGCCCCGCCGGCCUAGGCGAGAUUGCAGAAGGAUUGUCUAUGGACGUUGUCGCAGGCAAGGGGAAAGGACUUAUCAUCCUUUUUCAUGGCCCCCCAGGAGUUGGCAAGACGUCAACAGCCGAGUGUGUAGCCGCCGAGUUGAAGAGACCCCUAGUGUCAAUUACUUGCGGUAAGAUCGGCACCAACGCGAGGCAAGCAGAGCAAUCACUUGAAUCGUUCUGUACUUUGGCCCAGAAGUGGAAAUGUGUACUACUACUGGAUGAGGCCGAGAUUUUCUUGGCGAAGCGAGAGAAGGGAGAUAUUGAAAGGAACACUUUGGUUUCUGUUUUCUUGCGAGUGCUAGAGUACUAUUCAGAGAUCAUCAUCCUCACAACAAAUAGGGUCGGUGAAUUUGAUGAAGCCUUCAGGUCUCGGAUCCAUGUCAGUCUCUACUAUCCGAAACUCGACCAAUCAUCGACCAAGGAGAUCUGGGAGAAGAAUAUCUCGCGCCUAAAAGCCAUAGGCACGUAUAUCGACGUUGAAGUCGACGUUGAAGAGGACAAGAUCCGGCAAUUCGUCGACCAACACUGGGAGCUGAACAAGGGCAAGCCGUCCCGAAGAUGGAACGGCAGGCAGAUUAAAAAUGCAUUCCAAACGGCCAUAGCAAUGGCGAAGUGGGACUUUUAUGACGCUGGGCGGAGCACAGAGCUCGAACGACCUUUCCUCAAGGCUGCCCAUUUUAAGUUUGUCGCACGAACGUCUGACCAUUUCGACGACUACGUCCGCGACAUUCACGGCUUUCAGGAGGAAGAAGAUGCAUAUAGUAUUCUUGCUGGGCGAGAGGAUCUUCGCCAAGACGACGAUCCGGGGCCCUUUGCCAAGCACUUGGGGCAGGAGAGCGGUCGGGCGGGGAAACGCCUGCCGGUGCGCCGUGGAACGAAUCCGUAUCAUGCGGGCUUGGCACAGACUCGAGGGUAUGACCUUGAUGACGACCUCGAUGAGGAUGAGGGUAAUGAGGUGCGGCGAUUAGAGCUAGAAUUAGAACUAGCGAGAUUAAAGAGUCAGAAGGGUCUCAGGGCUGAAGCAACCAGAAGCUUGGUGGGGGAUGACGAUGAUGAGAUAUGGUAG
This is a messenger RNA of Fusarium vanettenii 77-13-4, 2943 nucleotides long. RefSeq lists its product as uncharacterized. The transcript has 5 exons. The coding region runs from base 1 to 2943 and encodes 980 amino acids. The record is from RefSeq and is a predicted model, not a curated record. NCBI's taxonomy places the organism in Eukaryota, Fungi, Ascomycota, Sordariomycetes, Hypocreales, Nectriaceae. Gene Ontology annotation, molecular function: ATP binding; ATP hydrolysis activity.